Messenger RNA from Scleropages formosus (Asian bonytongue), 1140 nucleotides. It is a transcript of the gene ucmaa, whose product is annotated as upper zone of growth plate and cartilage matrix associated a. Gene Ontology annotation, biological process: regulation of osteoblast differentiation; embryonic skeletal system development. The record is from RefSeq and is a predicted model, not a curated record. The coding region runs from base 51 to 467 and encodes 138 amino acids. The transcript has 5 exons. Lineage: Eukaryota; Metazoa; Chordata; Actinopteri; Osteoglossiformes; Osteoglossidae. Gene Ontology annotation, cellular component: extracellular matrix.
AUUGUUCUGGUCCCUUGCACCUCUGUUCUGUCUGUGCUCUCCAGUCCAAGAUGACCUGGACUCCUCCAGUCUUGCUCUCCCUGCUCGCUGCACUGCUCAUCCUGGCUGCCCGCUUUGGGGCCGAAGGGGCAGCGGUGAAGAAAGACAAGGUGGAUGAGAAGGUAGCAGCUGAUCCUCAGGGUUCUGCCAGGAGGAUCUUCAUGCACGAGUCUGAUGCCUCAAACUUCUUCAAGCGACGUGGCAGGAGAUCUGUGACCUCUCAGAAUGAGCUCAUGGCGGAGUACAGACAGCGUCUGGCUGCAGACGAGAAUCGGAGGGAGUACAAUGAGGAGCAGAGGACCGAAUAUGAGAACUACAUGGAGGAAGUGCGCGAUGAGCAAGCCGAGAGGACCAGGGAGACAACAGAGCAAUGGCGUGAAUUCCACUACGACGGGCUCUAUCCUUCUUACCAUCGAUAUUACAAAUGAGUGCCUUGUGCCAACUAAAGAGAGCCUGUCACUCUGAGAUAUGCUUAUGAAAACAUUAUAAGUAUACAGUAACAAACUAAAAUAUUGAUAUCUUUUCUUACAUCAUGCAGCUGUAUCACAUAUGGCAGCAAACAUAAAGCAGAGGCUGUAGUUUAUAGAAAAUUUCUGCUCUGCAGUAUUCUUUAUUUUCUUCAUGUUGAAAAUUGUUAAAUUAUGUACUUGAAAAUUACUAUUUCACUGUUUUCUAUUAUGGUAAACACUUUACAUACUCCCAUUCAAAACAGUUUUUUGUAUAGAUAAACUUUCAAGGGAGUUGCAUAUCAUAUCCUCAUGAAACAGGGGGCUUUACUCUCAAACAUCUAAGCAUGCUACUUAAACAUUUAUUUUUCACUCUAAGAUGUAAUUUUGUGAGGUGAAGUUUAAAGCCUUUAUUUUAUGAAAUACAGCUACAUUACAGAGUCACAAGAAAUAUGAUGUCAUUAAAAUAGAUUUAUUGCCCUUGGACUGGGACACAAGUUCCUGUCUUACCCAGAAUGCACCUGGAGGAGGAGCCUGAACCACCAUGUUGAGCUACAUAUUUAAAAUGAUGUGCCUGCCUUAGGUUUCUCAUUGUAUGAGCUUUUUAUUGUAACCUUAUUGGGUUGGAGAAAAUGUGGGAUUAAUAAAUUCUAUA